AUGGCGCGAAGAUGGCUCUUGCUGCUCCUGUUGCUGAGAUGUGAUGCCCAGGAAUCUGACCUCCUGGCAGAGGUAGCUCGACUCAAAGCGGAGGUGGAACGCCUCAAGGCUCAGCCCGCGCCUCCCCUGAACUUUGGGUAUGGCCAAGCAGCGCAGCCGCCCUAUGGCCAGCCAAGCCAAGCCAUGGGACAAGCUUAUGUCCCACCGCCAGCAUAUGGCCAGCAGGCCUUUAGCCAACAGGCCUAUGGGCAACAAGGCUAUGGCCAACAGCAGGCCUUUGGCCAAGCCUAUGGCCAGCAGGCCUAUGGGCAACAGGCCUAUGGGCAACCGGCCUAUGGACAACAGGGCCAUCACCAAGGCUAUCAGGCCUUUGGCCAGCCUCCCUUUGGGCAAAUGCCGCAGGCUUAUCAGCAGCCAUAUGGUCAAGCUUUUCCUCAGUCUGAUGUUCAGCAGAGUGCCACACAGCAACUGGAAGCAUUGAGACAAUCCCUGGGUGGUAUGCCAGGAGGUCUUGGGGGUCGAGCUGCUAGUCCAGCUAGUCCAGCUCCACCUGCUGAUGGCUGUACCUCCAACCCGCUCUUUGCGAAGCUGCACAGCACCCUGCAGAAGUUGGCCUUGCUUGAGCAAGAUCCCGUAGAGGCGUCGUUCCAAAUCCACGAAGCUUGGGAAGAGAACCCUGCCAUCUUUGACGAAUGCCCUGCUGGAGUGGUGACGGCUUUGGUCUACCUGAGCAUAGCCCAGGAUCGGGACUGGAAGUAUCGUCUCCUCCACCGAGCAACAUACAUGCUGUACUCCACGCCUGGGCUGCAGAUGAGAAUGGCAUCAGGCCGUUGGCCGAUGUCUGACAGGCUCAUUCGAACCAUGUACCAUAAUUCUGAGGUCAUGAACAAGCUGCCAUUGAAACUGGCAGAAGUUGAGGUGCAUGGAAGCACUGCGGCCUCGCAACAGCUGGGGGUCAUCAAUAGCGAUGAGGCCAUGGAGCUGUCGAUGAGGCACAAAGACACAGUCGCUGUGCACUUCAAAACUGUGCUCUUCUACCACUUCUACCACCAGGAGCGUUCACCCUGUGCAUGCAGAACGCGCUCUUGGUGUCUCCCGUUCUGGACCAGGUUCUUGACCAACAGUAGUGUGGAUGUGUGGCUCGCUGCACGUGAUGAACAGAAGACGCUGUUUCGGAUGGACCGAAGUGGCUGUCUUCGCAACACAGGUCACAGUUUGUCAUCCAACUUCUUUGCCGAGCCCAUUGAUUUAAUGUUUGUCUUUGAGAUCAACGCCUUCAUGCAUCCCAUUGCGCGUGUGAUGCCCGCUAAGCGGGUGCUGCUGUAUCCCACGUACGACCUCUCAGAUGACCAGAUCUCCAACUUUGAGGAUUUGGGUGUAUCGGUGCUCCCGGAUGAUGCGAUCCUGAAGCCUCCGAACCCGGCCUUCCGAAAGAUUCUGGAGGAGGCUGUUGCAAUGCGGCAAGCUCGGCUACAAAGGCCCAAGGACAGACUGCUGCUUCUACCGGCGGACAUUCGGCCCAUCAAGGGCCAAUUGGACUUCUUGGCCGGUUUAGUCUUUGAAGGGGCACGACGUCCUUCUGCUGUGCAAAGAUUGCGCGGCCUUACCCUGGUGGUGGCUGGUGGCUGCGAUGGCAACCAGACCUACUGUGCCGAGGUCGUGGCCAUGACACAGAAGAUCAAUGCGGAAAAGCUGCUGAACGUCGUCGUAGCGGAUCAGCUCAAGGACGAUGAGUUGGCACAGCUCUUCACAGCAUCUUUGGGAGUGGUGCUACACCCUGUCAUCGACUGCAAUCCUCGGGUCGUCUAUGAGGGACUCCUGACUGACACCCCUUUCUUUGUCACAGAGAGUGCACGGCUGCCAGCAGCUGUGCAACACCUAGGACAUGUGACUGAUGGAGAUCCCGGCAUGGUGGCGGAACGGUUAGCCGACUUCGUGGAUCUCAGUGAGGCUGGCGGCUUCACCGGCCGCGCGCGAGACUUUGCCCAGAAGCACCUCAACGAGGUGGACAAUUACCGGAAGGUGCUGGAGUGGAUGGACAAUAAGUACAUCAGUGGAAAGGUGUCUGAGCCCACCAUCAGGGGUGAGGAGGCGCUCGAUGGCCUUGGGGGUCUUGGUGGCAACUUGGCCAGCAUCCUUUCAGGUGCUGGUGGCGGCCUUGGUGGUAUUGGUGGCCUUGCUGGUCUUGGUGGUCUUGGAGGUGGCGUUGCCAGCCCACCACCACAGCGCGCAGCAGGAGGAGGCAACAUGGGUUUCAACAUGCGGGAGCCGGUGCGACGAUGA
Cladocopium goreaui is the source of this 2283-nucleotide messenger RNA. The record is from the annotation of a GenBank genome assembly. NCBI's taxonomy places the organism in Eukaryota, Dinophyceae, Suessiales, Symbiodiniaceae.